Cokeromyces recurvatus is the source of this 810-nucleotide messenger RNA. RefSeq lists its product as uncharacterized. Bases 9 to 572 code for a protein of 187 amino acids. The record is from RefSeq and is a predicted model, not a curated record. Lineage: Eukaryota; Fungi; Mucoromycota; Mucoromycetes; Mucorales; Mucoraceae. The transcript has a single exon.
AUUAUAACAUGUCUUACUUACCCUUUGAUAAACUAAAAUUACCUUCUAUACAUCAUGCUAUUACUAAAAAACAGUAUAAACCAGUAAAGAAGAUGAUAACUAUUGAAAAUAAUCAAAUGCAAUUCAAAAUACCACAAAAUCAUCAUCAUUCUCGUACUACUUCUGUACCUUCUGUAUUGCCUAGUCAGCAGCAACAACAACAACAGCAGCAGCAACAACAGCAACAACAGCAGCAACAGCAACAACAAACAAAUAAACUUUCUAUGGAUAUUUUAUUAGAUGCCAUUGAUCUUGAUCAACAAAUGCGUCAAUACUUUAAAACAGAGGUUAUAAAAUCCAAGAGUCGUAAAAUAGUAGACAAUUAUUAUAAUUCACGUCAUUCGAUGAUGGUAGCCGUUAGACGUAGAUCAAGAUCGGCUCCUGGUGCUCCACCUUCUUAUCAUCAUCAACGUGCUUUUAAUUCUCGUUGGACUUCACCUAUUUUCAAUAAGACCGUUACGUCUGAUAUUCAAGCACAAAAGGUGGCUCAACUUAUUGUACAAAAACAUCUCGAAACUGUCAAAAAGAGAUAAAAUAGAACAUGUUGUAAAAAGGAAAGAAGUUGUGCGGAGGGAGGAAAUCAUAUUUAUGUAUUAUUGCUAUUAUUCAUCUUUAACUACUAUCAUGAUUUUUUAUGAUGUAAAUAUAUACAAGUAGUUUAUAUAAACAGUUAUUAUUGUAUAGCAGUCAAUCUCUAUUAUAUAUAGUUACACUCUUUUCAUUAUUAUGCAAUAAAUGUAUACAUUAAACAUCAUGAUGCAGUAGUCUUCC